AUGAUCUAGAAUUUUCGCGAUUUUGUUUACUAUAACGACAACAUGGAUUCAUUAUCGGAACCUUUAACAUGCUACAACAAAGGGUGUGGCAAGAAAUUUAGAUUUGAUGAAAAUUCUGAAAAUGCCUGUGUUCAUCACCCUGGGGGCCCAAUAUUCCAUGACGGUCGACAAGGGUGGUCAUGCUGUAAAAAACGUGUUUCCGACUUCACAGAAUUUCUUAAUAUUAAGGGCUGCACAACAGGUUAUCAUAGUAAUGUCAAGCCUGCUGUACCAGAAAAAGCUGAAAAAACUCCGGUGCAGUCUAAAGAGCCGAUGUAUCAACUGGAAGUGAAGCCCCAACAUCGGCCUCCAAACCCAGUCCUGGCUGAGAGGCCAUCUGAGGAUGAGCCUUUGGUGGAGUUAACUAAGACAGUAGGUGCAUCACUCAAGACACAACUUGAAAAUUUGAACCUAAAUGACAGCAGUGAUGCUGCACUAAAAGAUGAUGGUACAAUAAAAAUUGGAACCUGUUGUAACAACAAAGGCUGUAAAGCUUCCUAUGAGGGGGAGCACAGUAACACUGAAGACUGCAUUUAUCAUUCUGGAGUUCCAGUGUUUCAUGAAGGAAUGAAGUAUUGGACUUGCUGUCAAAGAAAAACAACUGACUUUGAUGUUUUUUUAAACCAAGAAGGUUGCGAAACAGGACGGCACAAUUGGCACAAACCUAAGGUGACAGAAGAAAAACAAGUUCGUGUUGACUGGCAUCAGACAACAUCCAUUGUAUGUAUAUCCAUCUUUGCCAAAGUGGCCAUUCCAGACAAGACAAUAGUGAAAGCUAACAGGGUCAAAUGUCAAGUGACUCUAGUCUAUGAAGGUGGGAACAGCAUUUACCAGAAAGAUUUUAUACUCAGAGAGGCUAUCGACCCCCUGAAAAGUUCAGUGAAGCUUCUGGGGACAAAAGUGGAGCUUGAUCUAAAAAAAGCUGAGGCAUUUUCCUGGCCAACUCUUGAAGUUCCAGCCACAUCCUCUUAGUUUUCACUUAACUAAUUUUAUACUCGGUGUUCAUUCAUAGUUCAUGUUAUCCCUCAAGUUUUGUUUUAGAAACAGAUUACAAUCUUCCUGCAUCCAAUACAAACAGUAUUGGUUUACCCUCAUAAGUUUUAUAGUUGUUAUGAAAUUUUUUGAGUAAUACACUGUUAAAAUUUGUUUUAGGGUUAUUUUUAGAAAAAAAAGUCUAAUCUCAUGUGUUUGAAGUUAAAUAAGUUUAAACUUUUCAUUUCCUGAUCUCUCUUGACACCAGUAUCACAACUUAAACUCUUGUCAAUGUAUUUGCUUAGUUAAGACAAAGCACACAAUUAUGUUGUUACUUACUGUAUGGAUGUAAUGCUGCAAAUGUAUUGCUGCCUUAAAUUCUGUUCUGUUGAGUUUAUUUGUUAAAGUUAUAAUGUCAACUUUUAAAAUGGAAAUUCAAACCCUGUUUUUUUUUUAAAAACCGGUUAAUAGUAUUAACAUUUAAAAUGUAUUAGCGUUUAUAUUAAAACACAUUUUUUAAAAUGAAACUGUUGUACAUUUUCUUAAAAUUGUAGCACAUUUAGUAACUACAAAAUUAUAAAAGCUGUACUGUAAGAUACAAACUGACAUAAAAUUUUGCAGUGUC
This is a messenger RNA of Physella acuta, 1636 nucleotides long. Its product is annotated as cysteine and histidine-rich domain-containing protein 1. NCBI's taxonomy places the organism in Eukaryota, Metazoa, Mollusca, Gastropoda, Physidae. The record is from RefSeq and is a predicted model, not a curated record.